AUGACGUCAGCGGUGUCCUGGUAUAUUGCACCUUUCAAUAAUUCCACACAGACAGUGUUGACUCUUUUCCUGCGUUCCGCCAUCUUGAGAAAACAAAACUUCUCAAUACAGACACCAGAGGGCACCAGCCGCACGCUCUGCGUCCGCCCUCACCAACAGCUGGGGAAAGGGCCAGUGUGGCACUAUAUAACCCAUGCCAACCUCUUCCACCAUCACUGUGCCAAGAGCAGCUCAUCCCUUGACUUCAUCUCUCCCAUCUUAUCCUUCACAAUGGUUAAGUUUACCCUGCUAGUGCUAGCCCUCACAUUGUUGGGAACGUCCUACGCUGACAAGAAUUUCCUACCAGUUCCUCCUGCUCCUCGCAACUCCUAUGGCGUCCCGGACCUGAGGUCUGGGACUACAACCCUAGACGAACAGGAAGACACAUUAGCUACCCUGGCGGCCCUUAUCCCCAAGGGCGGCAUCCCUGGCAAAGAUUAUCCUAUCCUAGCUUCUGUGCCCAACACUGGCUUCUCCUGCGAAAACCAGGAGUUUCCUGGUUACUUCGCUGACACCGCUGACGAGGCUCGCUGUCAGGCCUUCCACAUCUGUCAGUUCGACGGCCGCCACGACUCCUUCCUGUGUCCCAACGGCACUGUCUUCAACCAGCAGUACUUCGUGUGUGACUGGUGGUUCAACGUGGACUGCGGCGCCUCCGAGCAGUUCCGCAGUCUCAACGCUGAGAUCGGCAAGACUCCCGAGGACGUGGAUGCUUCUAUCCGCACUGAUGCUGGGACGCCCAACCAACUGUACGGCGUCCCUGAACAGCGCCAAACGUCUCCACCACAACCCUCACAACUCUACAACAGACCUAAUAGGUUCUAAUUACCGCCACAGUUCUACAACAGACGCAACAGAUUCUAACCCUACCCCAAGUUAUGCUAAACAUACUCUGUUUAGCAUGUAGGCAAGCAGUAUAUUCCGCCCUCUUAGUAUAU
Molecule: messenger RNA, 977 nt
Organism: Cherax quadricarinatus
Lineage: Eukaryota; Metazoa; Arthropoda; Malacostraca; Decapoda; Parastacidae
Cellular component (GO): extracellular region
Molecular function (GO): chitin binding
Source: RefSeq, a predicted model, not a curated record